This is a messenger RNA of Mercenaria mercenaria, 2313 nucleotides long. RefSeq lists its product as uncharacterized. The transcript is spliced from 4 exons. Lineage: Eukaryota; Metazoa; Mollusca; Bivalvia; Venerida; Veneridae. The record is from RefSeq and is a predicted model, not a curated record. The coding region runs from base 1648 to 2097 and encodes 149 amino acids.
GAAAUUUUUACUCAACUUUAUACAAAAUUUAUAUGAUAUGUUACUAUUAAAUUUUAUACGAUUGUUGAAUAGAAAAAUAAUUGUAUAAGUAUUGUAAUUAAAUGACAUUAGAAAUAAUUUUUUACAGAUUAUUUUCAGGUUUAGACUUGAGCUCUGAAAACCUGUAAUGAAUAUAAACAAGUCGUAUAGAAUACAUUACGGACCGCCGAUUUAUAUAAGGGUGAUGUAAUAGAAUACACUUAUUGAAUGGCUUUUCGGUCAAUAGUCUAAACUGUUGCAUCAAAAAUUAUUGUUUGCAGUUUUGUUUUUUAAAUUAUUCACUCAUAAGUCCAGUAACUUGGGUUGAAUAUAGACCAGUUAUGUAGCACAAAGUACAAACCCACGAUUUAUAUAUUAUUAAGUAGUUUUGUAAUAAUAUGUGUUAACAUUCCAAAAGGACUUCGAUUUUAUUCUAAAAACAGAUAAAGCAAUUGUCCAAGUAGAUGUUAUAUAUUUUGUCAUGGUUAGAAAAUCGCUACUUUCAAUAUUACACAUGAACUUAAACAGUUAGAGCCUUUAAGGGAGGUAAUAAUAAACAAUGGAUCAAUGAUAUUUUCUGCUAUGUUAAUUAAUACUCAAACCUUUGGCAAAUAUUUGAGAAAACAAUCGUCAAAAAUAUGUUUUAAAAAGAAAUGGACACAUUUUAUAUUUAUUAAAAGAUGUGGCAGCCACAUUAUGAGCCAUUCAUAAUCAGGGUAAUGUGUGUCUAAAGAUUCUACUCUUACCUUUACCAUAUUUGUGCUGAAUACUGUUUGUGAUUGUAUAUCUAAAUUGAGUUUAAUAUGUUAGCUUCUUAUUAAUUUUAUUUAUGUUAAAUUAUAAGAUUAAAUAGGGAUAAUAUUUUUUGAGGUAAAAUGUUGUUAAAUAUAUCUGCGUUGACAUAUUAAUAUAACCCCGAAAAAUUUCGAAAUAAUUUGCACACUGACUAUUUUCUCAGGUUAUGUUGUUAUCGCUCUUAGAAAAUGGUCACGAUAUGCAACUUAUUUUUGAAUAUUACGGGAUGUAUUAAUAAGUUAACAAAGCUGUAUAUAGAUAUUUCAUUUUGUAAGGGAAUAGCCACUGGUGCUUACCACAUUCUACAUAUGUAUGAAUAAAUGACAUUUAUUAUCAUAUGCAUCCUCCGAAUAAGCUGAACUUUAUCUGAUCACGUUAUAGAAGCAACCCAUGAUAAUGAAAACUAGGCUGUGUUCCUAUUUAUUCACAUGAAUAUUAUUAUAAUGUUUGUAAUAUUUUUAUAAUGUUUGUUAUAAAAAUAAAACUUUGGCAUAAUUCACAACAUUUUAGAAAUUAUUCUUAGACGAACAUCAUUCAUAACAAUUCUUUUUCAGAAUAUAUAUUGCAGGUUAAUGCGAGUUUAAAUUGUUUUAAGAGUAUACAUUUAAGACUUUUAGUUUAAUGCACGUACAUAAUACGCACUUAAUUUUGAGCAUGUAUUAUUGUAGCAAAAUGAAAUGGCUCUGGCAUCCUGAAAUAAGCAUUGUCUGAAUAUACUCUAUUGAACUAUUAACUAAACAAAGCUGUAAGAUAACAUUAACCGCUGUCUGUACAUGUAUACUGCAUUUCAGAUCCAUUAUUUCUUUUUAAAGCGCUUUGAUAAUUAAGGAAAAAAUGGAGAAGAAAGGGGAGACUGGGAAUAAAACAGUGGGAAAUGAAGUAUUUACGGACUACACUAAUACCUCUACUGCGCAAAUGAUUGGAAUACCAAGUGAACUCGUCUCGAAGGGAACAUCUCUAGGGCACCAAACGAAAACAGUUGAAAUAGGGAAGGAGGAAACUUUGCUUAUUCUCAGGUCAUACCUGGCACACACUACAAAAUGGAAAGAUAUUCUGAAAUAUGUUAAACAAAAUAUCGGCCAACUUCCUCAAGCAGCAAAGAAACUGUACCGGACUGCCAGUGCGAAACAGCUGCGAGACAGGAUGACGACAAAACUUGAGAAACUUAUAUAUCAGCAAGCUGAAAAGAUUGAAGACAAAGACAUAUGUUCAGCAAUUCAAGAUAUUCAAAUGAUGGAGAGGAUCCUGGUUAAGAGAAAGCUGUCUCAGCCAAAGAAAACAUAAGUGAUGAUUUUGCAGCUGAUACUCAAAGCAAUAAAGAGGACACAGCUCCUAACCAGAACGGUUAUCAACACCAAAAGAAGAAUACGUUGAUAAUUGAUAUAAUUCGCGAUAAUCUAUCGGGAAAAAACUGAGACAGCUUGUCGUCAGCAGGAAUGAAUCAGCAGUUUUUGUAUUGUAUUUCUAUUUAGAAAUAAACAUGAAGUUUUAUAAGAAUGA